AUUGAUAUGUUUUAUCAUAACAGUGUGUUCAGGCGUGAUUGAUUGUUAUUUGUGGCGUAUCAAGGCGACUGAUUUUCUGCUUAGACGGAAUUCAGUAGAGAGAUACUUCGCAGUCUUCCCAAGUGAUGAGUUAGCUCUAUUACACCUAUUGCGUUACGUCUGCCACUAUGAAGACUGGCGAUCUCGAGCAAAUUUUGAAUCAGGACUAUCAUAUUGGAGCGAAGAUUGGCUCAGGAGGUUUCGGGAAGGUUUACCUUGCGACUCAUGUCGUCACUUUGGAAAAGGUCGCCAUCAAAGUUAUGGAAAAACGGAAGCUUGGGGAUGAUCUCCCGCGAGUGGCGCGAGAAAUCAAGGCACUGAAGAUACUUAAUCAUCAGAACAUUGCCCAAUUAUACCAAAUCGUGGAAACAAAAGAUGCCUUUGUCCUUGUCUUGGAAUACUGCCGUGGAGGCGAAGUUUUCGACUACAUUGGUGAGCCAGCCCGUGAGUGUAUGGAUGCCCGGCGGAAGAAAAAUACGAGUUUUUCGCAGUCAAGAUUGCCAGAGGUCGAAGCACGGUUGAUUUUCCGACAGAUCCUUGCAGCGCUAUGCUUCAUACACGAACGAGGAUUCUGUCACCGGGAUUUGAAACCGGAGAAUGUCCUGUUGGCGGAGGACAAGGAAGUCAAAAUCAUAGAUUUUGGAUUGUGUGCAAUGCCGGGUAAUGAUGGAACCGGACGUGAUAUGCGCCUGGAAACUAUGUGUGGGUCGAUGGCGUACGCUGCUCCCGAAUUACUGAAAGGGGAGAAGUACAUAGGUCGUGAAGUUGACAUCUGGUCACUGGGUGUCGUACUUUUUACACUUGUCGCCGGAUAUCUUCCCUUUGAUGGUGAUGAUAAUGCCGUGCUGUCGCGUGCAAUUCAGAGUGGAGUAUAUGUUCAGCCAGAAUAUUUGAGUUUCGAAGUUAAGAAUAUCAUCCAAGGCAUGUUGCAAACGAAUCCAAAGAUGAGAAUGAAAAUAAAGCAUCUUGUUCAGCAUCCGUGGGUCAACAUCGGAUUUGACGAACCCGUUACGUCAAGCUCAGUCUACGAGAUGGAUGUCUUCGAUGUUGACAUUGUUGAGGAGUUGGCGAUGUUCUACAAAAUGUCUCCGAGUGUGAUCAUGGAUCGGUUGAUACAGUGGAAAUAUGAUCAUUUAACCGCCACCUACCUGAUCUUGUGUCAUCGCAAGCUCCGGAAUCUCCCAGCGCGGCUCACGAGAGCUUCUGUGCAGCAUGCAUUUGAUGUUGGAGAUCUACCAGGGUGGUCUGGAGGAAGCACGAAUUCUAUGGAUACCCUAACUGCACCUUCGACGACGAAGAUGGAGCAAUGGGUUAUUCCUCAGAUUAAUCCGUCCACCUCACGUCGUCCCUUGGGCCAGAUCCAAAUGCAGCAGGAAACAUCUUCGAAUGUUUCAGGUUACCCACCGAAUCUUGCUAUGUCCAUGGAUUCAGGCCUGCAGAACAUUUCGAUGGAAGCACUCGCGACACCAAGAAAAACGAGAACAAAACCUGCUUUACCCGAUUCCCAAGGGCCUCAAACGGUCAAGAUUGUGGUAGAUGAAAACGUUCCCCCGAAUGCGGCGCCGACUUUGACUUUGCCAAUGACCCCAGAACGCGAAAUGUUCGAUCCCGAAUUCAACACUCUGCAUAACGUCGCUUGUGGAUAUCAGAAAGAUCCAGAUGCCUUAUUUUUAUCCUUGAAAUCUGCAAUGGAACAAAUGGGAAUCCAAUGCAAGAUCAAAGGGCCAUAUUGCUUGCAAGGGAAGCAAGUUCAACCUGGACACGAGUCAUUGACUCUUGUGCUUGAGAUUUGCCAAAUUCCUCUGAUGAAAGGCAUUAUAGGUAUCAAACGCAAGCGAAUCACGGGUGAAUCUUGGCAUUAUAAGAAGGUUGUGGAACGCAUCAUGCGCAACGUUCAAGAAUUUCCUGUGUCGCCACGUUGACGGAAGAUAGUAGACAUCAUUUCUUGAAUAAUUGACUUACAGUGGUGCUCUUCCUUGGUUCUUCUCGGGUGGGGGUCUUCUCGUUGCUGAGGAUUGAAGAGACGAGAACCGUUUCCUUGAUGACUUUCGUAAGCGGCGGGGAACCCUCGUCGUGAUCAUGAACGACCGUGAUUGCGUUUAUGAUUUGUUCGACAUCCUGUGGUAAAUUGUGCAUAUCCAUUUUCCCACUGGUCCAUUCGUUUAUCAUUCGCAUCUGCUGUCAUUAAUGCCGAUUAUCCUUAAGUUGUAGUGAAAAUGCCGUUAUUCGUAUUCUGAAUCUCGAUGAUGAACAUUCAAGUUCACUUAUUUUCGAUUUGUUCAUUUUCACGUUAGGCUUCGUUUAAUUUCUUCGCGUGAACGAUCGAAUCCAGUCGAAAGACAAGGUGAACCGAGCCUUCCAAUUCGUGCUUAUGCAAAUUUUCUAUGAGAGUUUUACAAUUUUUUGAAGAAUUUGUAUCCCUGCAUUUUCAAUGUUUUGCAGAUAUCCAGAUUGUGGGAUAUUAUAUGACUAGAAACGCAUUUUAUUUAA
This is a messenger RNA of Notodromas monacha, 2529 nucleotides long. The record is from the annotation of a GenBank genome assembly. Lineage: Eukaryota; Metazoa; Arthropoda; Ostracoda; Podocopida; Cyprididae.